Suillus subaureus is the source of this 1986-nucleotide messenger RNA. RefSeq lists its product as uncharacterized. Lineage: Eukaryota; Fungi; Basidiomycota; Agaricomycetes; Boletales; Suillaceae. The record is from RefSeq and is a predicted model, not a curated record. The transcript has 11 exons. Bases 1 to 1986 code for a protein of 661 amino acids.
AUGGCUUCUGCUGUUGUUGCUGCCACAGUGCCGUUGGUCCCUUUGAGAAUGGUCCUGGAUGGCACAAAGAACUCGUCGCCUGAGCAAGAUCAGCAAGAUCAACAGCCUGCCAACUUCACUGAGGGUCCAUUGUUCGAAGGGGGUUCAGAUAUCGCUGAUGCAACAAGCAUCAGUAGAGAUUCAGAUGCAUGUCAAUGUUCAGAAUCAGAUACAAGCAUGGGCAUCCCCACAUGUAUCACCCUAUCAUCACUCCCAAUUAUGCCUUCGGCUCAUCCUAAUCUUGAUGCUUUCAAGACAGAAUACCACCCACACAGUGGCCGUGCGACUUCUGUAGAGUCAUUCUCAACUUUUGGACACAAGGAGCAUCAGCUGCCACCUAUCGUUGACAACAAACCCUGGCAGCCUUUUGCUUGUCGUGCAGACUUUGAGUUCACCGAACUUGCACACCAGGCUGCCUUGAACAAGAGUCAAACAGAUGAGCUGUUGCGGCUCAUCUGGAGAAUCGCUGAUGGCCAAGUGAAAUUCAUGUUCAAGUCCCAUGGCAAUGUUUCAAAAGCCUGGGACAGGGCUGCCAGUCAAAUGUCACCUUUCAAGAAGCACACCAUUACUGUUGAGCACAAGCAGGAGGACCUCGAGUACAAUAUAAGCUCUACUGAUAACACUUCCACUUAUCUGACUCGAUCAUCUGAUGAGAUGAAAGCUUUGGUGGAGCUAUGGACUAGGGACCGUGUAGCUGGAGAAAGUGCACUCAAAAAACAGGGCCUACGGCCUAUUAAGAACAUCUUCUGGAAAGUCCCAAACUCUGAUCCUCAUGACAUGAUUUCGCAGGACCAUUUGCAUGUAUAUCAUAUGGGUCAGUGGAAACAUCUCUUCAGCAUGCUCAAACAACACAUUGCAGCCCUUGGACGCAGCGCCAAGAAGAAACUGGACAAUCACAAUGGUAACAAACUUCAGGAUAUCUCCAAGCAAGUCUUGUAUGCCACACAGAACAUACUCACAUGUGCAGCGGAUGAAGCCGGCUAUGCACUACUAUGGUGUAUAGCGAGCUACCUACAUAUCGACAUGUAUAUUUCACUUGACAUGCAGACUGAAAGCACGAUUGCUGCAGGAAGGGCAGAGGUGUUAGAGUUUCAGAAGCACUUAGAGGACUACAUUGAAAUUGUCAAGGAGACUGAUCUGGACACAAUCAAGAACUGGAACUUUCCAAAGAUUCACUCUGGAAAGCAUAUAUUCGAUGACAUCAUGGCAAAAGUCGUAUUGAGUGCCUUGAUGAGGAACAACUGCAAUCUCAUGCUUACACAGGAAGAACUGGAGGACAUGGACUUGGAUGAUGAGAAAUGUGAAGAACAUUUUCAUAUUGGUUCACCCCUCAAGAAUCAAACAACCCUUUCGCAAGUGGAGGAAGAAAACAAGUCCAUUCAUGCCUUUCACCAGUUCCAGAAGAAACUUGCAACAUUUCUCAACAAUUUCCUUCCCUCUCACAACAUACCGCUGCCAGAAGGAACAACAUGGUUGAAACUUUCAGCACAAGACCAGUUCAUUGACAUUACCUAUCUCUUUACUUGUCCAGAGUACCCUCCUUCCUCUUCCAACUCCCAAGUAAAGCUUCCUCAUUUCAUCGCAUAUGCGCUCAGCUCAUUACACAUUUUUGCUUGUCCAGAGUACCCUCCUUCCUCUUCUAACUCUCAACUGCUCAAAGCACGCUUCCCCACUGCUUGGGGAUCUUUGGGUCACCGUCUUUUCAUAUCUGCUUUCAUGCUUGCAUCAAAGGUCAUCUGUGACAACACUUACUCCAACAAAUCCUGGAGUAUUGUAGCCGUGGAUCCAGUAAUGCUCACCGUCUUUUCAGUAUCUGCUUUCAUACUCAUCCAAGACAACCCCUCCACCUACCACAAAUCCCUUCCCGCCUCCUCCAGCUGCAUUGGCCCCCAUGCCUUCAUAUGGCCAUUGGUAUCUGCCCACACUGAACCGCUUUACAGCCAUUAA